Suricata suricatta (meerkat) is the source of this 475-nucleotide messenger RNA. It is a transcript of the gene OST4, whose product is annotated as oligosaccharyltransferase complex subunit 4, non-catalytic. Gene Ontology annotation, cellular component: oligosaccharyltransferase complex. The record is from RefSeq and is a predicted model, not a curated record. The coding region runs from base 102 to 215 and encodes 37 amino acids. Lineage: Eukaryota; Metazoa; Chordata; Mammalia; Carnivora; Herpestidae. The transcript is spliced from 3 exons.
GUGCCUGGUUUGGAUUUUCGCUCGCGCUACCAACUUCCGGGCCGGGACUCCUACCUGGAGCUAGUGCGCAGACCGCUUCGCCUUGAGCUCCGCUGAUCAGGAUGAUCACAGACGUGCAGCUCGCCAUCUUCGCCAACAUGCUGGGCGUGUCGCUCUUCCUGCUUGUGGUUCUCUAUCACUACGUGGCCGUCAACAAUCCCAAGAAGCAGGAAUGAAAGUGGCGCUUUCUCCGCCCCAGGGUUCCAGGACAUAGUCUGAGGCAAGAUGGAGGGUGUGAGGGGCCUUCACACUUCACUUCAUCCCUCUACCCAUCACAACAUACAAAGCAACUACACCUGGAGUUUUCCAAACAACUUUUAUUUCCUAAAGUCUUCCUUAACCCUAUGGAACAAGAAGCUGCCACUGAGUAGGGCCCAGUAUAGGGGCUUUCUUUUCUACUCUCUCCCCCCAAUAUAAAAAUAGAGAUAUAUAUUUU